GUGUCCCAUCCUGUCUUUGAAAAAGGAAAAUCAAAUGAUACCAAGAACAGAUCUGUGGAAUUGAAGGUCACUUCUGUUCCCGAGUCCACUGUAAUGGAGUCAGGUAAACUGCAGUUAGCAUAUGACCAGGUUAAGACUGCAUACUUCAAGGCUCAUUUGAUGGAUUAUUCCUAGAUCUUUCCAACAGAGCAUUCUUAUCUGAUCACCUCUUGGACACCGUUUCUUUGAUGUUGAAGGAACAGACAAGAGGGCCAUGGAUGUGAAAGAAAGGAAGCCCUACCGUUCCCUGACCAGGCGCCGUGACGCUGAGCGCCGCUACACCAGCUCCUCCGCAGAGAGCGAGGACAACAAGAUACCUCAGAAGUCCUACAGCUCCAGUGAGACUCUGAAGGCCUACGAUCAGGACUCUAGGCUGACCUAUGGCAAUCGGGUGAAGGAAAUGGUGCACCAGGAAGCAGACGAGUACUGCCGAACAGGACCCAACUUUUCUUUGCGCGAGCUGGGCCUCGAAGACGUCUCACCGCCCCAUGGGACUUUAUAUCGGACAGAUUUAGGGCUGCCCCACUGUGGCUACUCCAUUGGCGCUGGAUCUGAUGCCGACAACGAAGCAGAUGCAGUCUUAUCACCCGAACACCCGGUCAGACUCUGGGGACGCAACACCAAGUCCGGCCGCAGCUCCUGCUUGUCCAGCCGAGCCAACUCCAACCUCACCCUCACAGAUACAGAACACGACAACACCGAAACCGGUCCUCCCCUGCCUUGUUCAUCAGCCUCAUCCACCCCAAUUGAGCAGUCCCCCUCCCCGCCCCCUUCACCCCCUCCAGCCAAUGAGAGCCAGAGAAGGUUGCUAGGCAACGGAGUGGCCCGGCCAACUCAGGACUCUGAGUCCGAGGACGAAGAGUUUGUCCCCAAUUCAUUCUUAGUUAAAAGUGACUCUGGGAACCUCUCUCCCCCUUCUUCUGAUGAUCAUCCAGCAAGUCUCCAGAACCACUCCAGGCUCCGAACUCCCCCGCCUCCGCUCUCCCACACUCACACCCCAAACCAGCAUCAUGCGGCCUCCAUCAACUCCCUAAAUCGAGGGAACUUCACCCCACGCAGCAAUCCUAGCCCUGUGCCCACCGACCACUCCCUUUCCGGAGAGCAGCAGCCCGGGACGCAGGAGUCUACGCAUGCUCAGGACAACUGGUUACUCAAUAGUAACAUCCCCCUCGAGACAAGAAACAUAGCAAAGCAGACAUUCCUAGAGACAUUGCAGGACAACCUCAUUGAGAUGGACAUUCUCACCUCCUCCCGACAUGAUGGUGCUUACAAUGAUGGGCACUUCUUGUUCAAGCCUGGCGGCACCUCUCCCCUCUUUUGUACCACGUCGCCAGGAUAUCCCUUGACGUCCAGCACUGUGUACUCGCCUCCCCCUAGGCCCCUUCCCAGAAGUACGUUCUCUCGACCAGCCUUUAACCUGAAGAAGCCCUAUAAGUACUGUACCUGGAAAUGUGCUGCCUUGAGUGCCAUUAUCAUCUCUGUCGCGUUGGUGAUCCUGCUGGCAUAUUUCAUCGCCAUGCACCUGUUUGGCCUAAACUGGCACCUGCAGCCGAUGGAAGGGCAGAUGUAUGAGAUCACGGAAGACACAGCCAGCAGUUGGCCAGUGCCAACGGACGUCUCCUUAUAUUCCUCAGGGGGCACGGGGUUAGAGUUACCUGACAGGAAAGGCAAAGGAGCCGGCGAAGCAGGAAAACCCAGUAGUUUCUUUCCAGAAGACAGUUUUAUAGACACUGGAGAGAUUGACGUUGGCAGGCGAACUACACAGAAGAUCCCUCCUGGAAUCUUUUGGAGAUCUCAGGUGUUUAUUGACCACCCAGUGCAUCUGAAGUUCAACGUUUCAUUAGGAAAGUCUGCUCUGGUUGGGAUCUAUGGCAGAAAAGGCCUCCCACCUUCACAUACACAGUUUGACUUUGUGGAAUUACUUGAUGGGAGGCGACUUCUCACUCAGGAGGCCAGGAGCCUGGAAGGUCCUCAGCGGCAACACAAGGGCGUCGUGCCUUUGGCCAGCCAUGAGACGGGAUUUAUUCAGUAUUUGGAUUCUGGAAUGUGGCACCUGGCCUUUUACAACGACGGGAAAGAAUCGGAAGUGGUGUCCUUUCUCACCAGUGCCAUUGAAUCGGUGGAUAACUGCCCCAGCAACUGCUACGGGAAUGGUGAUUGUAUUUCCGGGACCUGCCAUUGUUUUCUUGGUUUUCUGGGGCCAGACUGUGGCCGAGCAUCGUGCCCUGUGUUGUGUAGUGGAAACGGGCAGUACAUGAAAGGGCGGUGUUUAUGCCACAGCGGAUGGAAAGGGGCCGAGUGUGACGUCCCGACCAACCAGUGCAUCGAUAUCUCUUGCAGUAGUCAUGGCACUUGCAUCAUGGGGACCUGUAUCUGCAACCCAGGGUACAAAGGAGAGAGCUGCGAAGAAGUGGAUUGCAUGGACCCCACCUGCUCAGGGCGCGGUGUGUGUGUGCGAGGAGAGUGUCACUGCUCUGUCGGCUGGGGAGGAACAAACUGCGAGGCACCGAGAGCGACCUGCUUGGACCAGUGCUCUGGCCAUGGCACCUUUGUGCCUGAAACUGGCCUGUGCACUUGUGAUCCCAGCUGGACUGGACACGACUGUUCGAUAGAGAUUUGCGCUGCCGACUGCGGAGGGCAUGGCGUCUGUGUCGGAGGCACCUGCCGCUGCGAGGAGGGCUGGAUGGGCGCCGCUUGUGAUCAGCGGGCAUGUCAUCCCCGGUGCAAGGAGCAUGGGACAUGCCGGGACGGCAAGUGUGAAUGCAGCCCUGGCUGGAACGGAGAACACUGCACCAUUGCUCACUAUCUGGAUAAGGUAGUGAAAGAGGGAUGCCCCGGAUUGUGUAACGGCAAUGGCAGGUGUACGCUGGACAUGAACGGGUGGCACUGUGUCUGCCAGCUGGGAUGGAGAGGGCCAGGAUGCGACACUUCCAUGGAGACGGCAUGUGGCGACGGAAAGGACAACGAUGGAGAUGGAUUAGUGGAUUGUAUGGACCCAGACUGCUGCCUCCAGCCGCUGUGCCAUACCAGCUCGCUCUGCCUGGGUUCACCGGAUCCCUUGGACAUCAUACAGGAGACGCAGGCCCCUGUAACCCAGCAGAACCUUUACUCCUUCUACGAUCGGGUCAAGUUUCUAGUUGGGAAGGACAGCACCCACGUCAUUCCCGGAGAGAAUCCGUUCACCGGAGGCCACCCUUGCGUGAUCCGUGGGCAGGUGAUGACAUCAGACGGGACUCCACUUGUUGGCGUAAACAUCAGCUUUGUCAACAACCCCCUCUAUGGCUACACCAUCAGCAGACAAGAUGGCAGUUUUGAUCUUGUCACGAAUGGUGGGAUAUCCAUCAUCUUGCAUUUUGAGCGGGCGCCCUUCAUCACCCAAGACCACACCUUGUGGCUGCCAUGGGAUCACUUCUUUGUCAUGGAGACCAUUGUCAUGAGGCACGAAGAGAACGAUAUUCCCAGCUGCGACCUGAGCAACUUUGCCCGGCCCAACCCAGUGGUCUUGCCUUCUCCAAUGACAGCAUUUGCCAGCUCCUGUUCAGAGAGAGGCUCCAUUGUGCCAGAAAUCCAGGCCCUCCAAGAAGAGAUCAAAAUUUCCGGCAGUAAAAUCAAGUUGAGUUACCUGAGCAGCCGUACGGCCGGUUAUAGAUCAGUCUUAAGGAUCAGCCUAACCCAUCCCACCAUCCCGUUCAACCUGAUGAAGGUCCACCUCAUGGUUGCUGUUGAAGGACGUCUUUUCAGAAAAUGGUUUGCUGCAGCUCCAGACCUCUCCUACUACUUUGUGUGGGACAAGACUGAUGUCUACAAUCAGAAGGUGUAUGGAUUGUCUGAAGUCUUUGUUUCAGUGGGCUACGAAUACGAAUCCUGUCCUGACUUGAUCCUGUGGGAGAAGCGGACUGCGGUGCUUCAAGGUUACGAAAUCGACGCGUCCAAACUUGGAGGGUGGUCUUUGGACAAGCACCACGCUCUCAACAUCCAGAGUGGCAUCUUGCAUAAAGGGAAUGGGGAAAACCAGUUCAUCUCUCAGCAGCCGCCGGUCAUAGGGAGCAUCAUGGGAAACGGACGGAGAAGAAGCAUCUCCUGCCCGAGUUGCAAUGGCCUUGCGGACGGCAACAAGCUCUUGGCUCCUGUCGCCCUGACCUGUGGAUCGGAUGGAAGCAUUUACGUCGGAGACUUCAACUACAUCAGAAGAAUCUUCCCUUCUGGAAAUGUCACCAACAUACUGGAAUUAAGAAAUAAAGAUUUCAGACAUAGCCACAGCCCCGCUCACAGGUACUACCUGACUACAGACCCCAUUGCCGGCUCCAUCUACCUCUCCGAUACCAGCAGCCGCCGCGUCUUCAGAAUCAAGUCAACCACCGUGGUGAAGGACGUGGUGAAGAACUCGGAGGUGGUGGCUGGGACCGGGGACCAGUGCCUUCCAUUUGAUGAUUCUCACUGUGGAGAUGGAGGAAAAGCCACCGAAGCAACACUCACAAGUCCCAGGGGCAUCACCGUGGACAAAUUUGGGUUCAUCUAUUUUGUGGAUGGCACGAUGAUUCGGCGCAUAGACCAGAAUGGGAUCAUCUCAACUGUCCUCGGUUCCAAUGACUUGACGUCCGCCAGGCCUCUGAGCUGUGACUCGGUCAUGGAUAUCUCCCAGGUCCGUCUAGAGUGGCCAACCGACCUAGCAGUCAACCCAAUGGACAAUUCCCUGUAUGUCCUCGACAACAACGUCGUGUUGCAGAUCUCCGAAAACCACCAAGUGCGCAUUGUGGCAGGAAGGCCAAUGCACUGCCAGGUCCCUGGUAUUGACCACUUCCUUUUGACUAAGGUAGCCAUUCAUGCCACCUUGGAAUCUGCCACAGCCCUGGCUGUCUCGCAUAGCGGUGUUCUGUACAUUGCCGAGACUGAUGAAAAGAAGAUCAACCGCAUCCGGCAGGUCACAACCAAUGGCGAAAUCUCACUGGUGGCUGGUGCUCCCAGCGGCUGUGAUUGUAAAAACGAUGCCAACUGUGAUUGCUUUUCUGGAGAUGAUGGCUAUGCAAAGGAUGCCAAGCUCAAUUCCCCUUCAUCCCUUGCAGUGUGUGCAGAUGGCGAGCUGUACGUGGCUGAUCUUGGGAACAUCAGGAUCCGCUUUAUCCGGAAGAACAAACCGUUCCUCAAUACUCAGAACCUAUAUGAGUUAUCUUCACCCAUUGACCAGGAACUCUAUUUGUUUGACACCAGUGGCAAACACCUUUAUACCCAAAGCCUUCCCACUGGAGAUUACCUUUUCAAUUUCACCUACACGGGAGACGGUGACAUCACCCUGAUCACUGACAACAAUGGAAACUUGGUCAACAUCCGUAGGGAUUCCACCGGGAUGCCGCUCUGGGUAGUGGUGCCAGAUGGCCAGGUCUACUGGCUGACCAUCGGCACAAACAGUGCCUUGAAGAGUGUGACAGCACAAGGCCAUGAGGUAGCCAUGAUGACCUAUCACGGCAAUUCUGGCCUCCUUGCUACUAAGAGCAAUGAAAAUGGGUGGACUACAUUUUAUGAAUACGACAGCUUUGGCCGUCUCACCAACAUCACUUUCCCUACCGGUCAGGUCAGCAGCUUCCGAAGUGACACCGACAGCUCAGUGCAUGUCCAGGUUCAAACCUCCAGCAAAGACGAUGUCACCAUCACAACCAACCUUUCAGCAUCAGGUGCCUUCUACACCCUCCUCCAAGACCAAGUGCGAAACAGCUAUUACAUUGGUGCAGAUGGGUCUCUACGGCUCAUUUUGGCGAAUGGCAUGGAGGUAGCGCUGCAGACUGAGCCCCACUUGCUGGCUGGCACAGUGAACCCCACGGUGGGGAAGAGGAAUGUUACUCUCCCCAUAGACAAUGGUCUCAACCUGGUUGAGUGGAGGCAGCGGAAAGAGCAAGCCAGGGGCCAGAUCACAGUAUUUGGACGCAGGCUGAGGGUUCACAACAGAAACUUGCUCUCCCUUGACUUUGACCGUGUGACAAGGACAGAGAAAAUCUACGACGACCAUCGCAAAUUCACCCUGAGGAUCCUGUAUGAUCAGGCCGGCCGCCCCAGCCUUUGGUCUCCGAGCAGCAGGCUGAAUGGCGUGAACGUCACUUAUUCCUCCGGAGGACAUAUUGCUGGGAUCCAAAGGGGAACCAUGUCAGAAAGGAUGGAGUAUGACCAGUCUGGAAGGAUCACAUCCCGGAUCUUUGCUGAUGGCAAAUCAUGGAGUUAUACAUAUUUAGAGAAGUCGAUGGUCCUGCUCCUUCACAGUCAACGUCAGUACAUUUUCGAAUUUGAUAAGAAUGACCGCUUGUCAUCUGUGACCAUGCCCAAUGUAGCCCGGCAGACUUUGGAGACCAUUCGCUCCAUUGGCUAUUAUAGGAACAUCUAUAGGCCCCCAGAGGGAAAUGCUUCAGUCGUUGAGGAUUUCAAUGAGGAACGGCAACUCCUCCAUACUUAUCAUUUGGGAACAGGGAGGCGUGUCAUCUACAAGUAUGGCAAGCUAUCAAAGUUGGCUGAAAUGCUUUAUGACACAACCAAAAUCAGCUUCACUUAUGAUGAAACGGCAGGCAUGCUGAAGACGAUCAACCUGCAGAACGAAGGGUUCACUUGCACCAUUCGGUAUCGACAGAUUGGACCUCUCAUUGAUCGGCAGAUCUUCCGCUUCACAGAGGAAGGCAUGGUGAAUGCUCGCUUUGACUACAACUAUGACAACAGCUUCCGGGUGACCAGCAUGCAAGCGGUGAUCAAUGAGACCCCGUUGCCCAUUGACCUCUACCGGUACGAUGACGUAUCAGGCAAAACCGAGCAGUUUGGCAAAUUUGGAGUCAUCUAUUAUGAUAUCAAUCAGAUCAUCACGACAGCUGUGAUGACCCACACUAAGCAUUUUGAUGCCUACGGUAGAAUGAAGGAAGUGCAGUAUGAGAUAUUCCGGUCCCUCAUGUACUGGAUGACUGUGCAGUAUGACAACAUGGGGCGAGUGGUGAAAAAGGAACUGAAGGUUGGCCCCUAUGCAAACACAACGAGAUAUUCGUAUGAGUAUGACGCUGAUGGUCAGCUACAGACUGUGUCAAUCAAUGAGAAGCCCCUUUGGCGGUACAGUUAUGACCUCAAUGGGAAUCUCCAUUUGUUGAGUCCUGGCAACAGUGCCCGCCUCACCCCACUGCGGUACGAUCUCAGGGACAGGAUUACAAGAUUAGGGGAUGUACAGUACAAAAUGGACGAGGAUGGCUUCCUGAGACAGAGGGGAAAUGACAUUUUCGAGUACAAUUCCGCCGGGCUGCUCAUCAAGGCAUACAACAAAGCCAAUGGUUGGAGCGUAAAAUAUCGUUACGACGGACUUGGAAGGAGGGUCUCCAGCAAAACUGUCCACGGCCACCAUUUGCAAUUCUUUUAUGCCGAUCUCACCAACCCCACCAAAGUCACCCACCUGUACAAUCACUCCAGUUCUGAGAUAACCUCCCUCUAUUAUGACCUUCAGGGCCAUCUCUUUGCGAUGGAGCUAAGCAGUGGGGAUGAGUUUUACAUUGCUUGCGACAACAUUGGAACUCCGUUGGCCGUCUUCAGUGGGACAGGCUUGAUGAUCAAGCAGAUCCUGUACACAGCAUAUGGUGAGAUCUAUAUGGACACCAACCCAAACUUUCAAAUUAUUAUUGGCUACCAUGGAGGCCUGUAUGACCCCCUCACCAAACUCAUACAUAUGGGGAAGAGGGACUACGACGUUCUGGCCGGCAGAUGGACCAGCCCGGACCAUGGCAUUUGGAAGCGUCUAAGCAGCAGCAACAUAAUGCCUUUCAAUCUUUACAUGUUCAAGAAUAACAACCCUAUUAGUAACACUCAGGAUAUCAAGUGCUAUAUGACAGAUGUCAACAGCUGGUUGCUAACCUUUGGGUUUCAGCUGCACAACGUCAUCCCUGGCUAUCCUAAACCUGACAUGGAUGCUGUGGAGCCCUCCUAUGAACUCAUUCACACCCAGCUAAAGACCCAAGAAUGGGACAACAGCAAGUCGAUCUUGGGAGUGCAGUGUGAAGUCCAGAAGCAGCUGAAGGCCUUUGUCACCUUGGAGCGCUUUGAGCAGAUCUACAGCUCCAGCAUCGCCGGGUGCCAUGAAGUCAAGGGGGACAACAACUUUGCUUCGGGUGGCUCCGUCAUCGGCAAGGGGGUCAAAUUCGCCAUGAAAGACGGGAGGGUGUCCACCGACAUCAUCAGCACCGCGAACGAGGAUGGGCGAAGGAUCGCUGCCAUAUUGAACAACGCUCACUACCUGGAGAACUUGUACUUCACGAUUGAGGGCAUGGACACCCACUAUUUCGUCAAGCAAGGGCCUUCGGACAGCGACUUGUCCAUCCUUGGCCUCAGCGGUGGAAGGAGAACCUUGGAAAACGGCGUCAACGUCACCGUCUCCCAAAUCAACACGGUGCUCAAUGGAAGGACUAGACGUUACACGGACAUCCAGCUCCAGUACGGAGCGCUGAGUCUGAACACCCGUUACGGGACCACUCUGGACGAGGAGAAGACCCGUGUGCUGGAACUGGCCAGGCAACGUGCCGUGGCCCAAGCGUGGUCCCGGGAGCAGCAGAGACUACGGGACGGGGAGGAGGGCACCCGCUCCUGGACAGAAGGGGAGAAGCAGCAGCUCCUGAACACGGGGCGGGUGCAGGGCUAUGACGGCUACUUUGUGAUCUCAGUGGAGCAGUAUCCCGAACUCUCAGACAACGCAAACAACAUCCAUUUUAUGAGACAGAGCGAGAUGGGCAGAAGGUGACAGAGAGGGUCGAUGCGUUGACUUCUUUGCCAAAGACAGCUACUCUUUUGUGGCCGCCUACCAGACUGUGUUGUAUCCAAUCCUUUUUUAAUAAACACACACACAUACACACAACAAGAACAGAAAUGAUGAGGAACAAGGUUGGGGUGGAGUGAUAAUACAGUUGCACUGUAACCCAUGCCACAUCCUUUUCUUAUUUUUUAAAACAAAAUCUGGCUUUCUCAUCUGUUAUCAUCCCCAACCCCACAGGACCAAAAAAAGUGUAUUUCGCUGUUGCGUCAGUACAGUGAAAUCCUGUGUCUCUUUUUGUCCUUCCUUCCUUCCCCUUGUGUACUGUUCAGAGAAAAUCAGGGCAAUGUCCAAAUAAAUCCAUAGGUUUCUUAA
Molecule: messenger RNA, 9166 nt
Organism: Anolis sagrei ordinatus
Lineage: Eukaryota; Metazoa; Chordata; Lepidosauria; Squamata; Anolidae
Source: RefSeq, a predicted model, not a curated record